Bolinopsis microptera is the source of this 701-nucleotide messenger RNA. RefSeq lists its product as uncharacterized. The record is from RefSeq and is a predicted model, not a curated record. The transcript has 6 exons. The coding region runs from base 6 to 539 and encodes 177 amino acids. Gene Ontology annotation, biological process: protein dephosphorylation; signal transduction. Gene Ontology annotation, molecular function: protein tyrosine phosphatase activity; protein tyrosine/serine/threonine phosphatase activity. Gene Ontology annotation, cellular component: cytosol. Lineage: Eukaryota; Metazoa; Ctenophora; Tentaculata; Lobata; Bolinopsidae.
UUUCCAUGCCAUUGGACGAAAUUUUACCGGAUCUGUUCAUAAGUGGACUUCAUUUUACAAAGCGCCACUUCCUAGACGAGAGAGGAAUUAAAACCGUCCUGACGAUUAGAGAGUUUGCACUUCCUUUUGAACCCAAUUGUGACAUUGUUUAUCAUCAGGUCAACAUAACUGACACAGCUGAUCAGGAUCUCUUCAAACAUUUUGCCAACAUUGUCGAUAUCAUAUCCAAUGGUCUUCAGCGAGGAAAAGUCCUAGUCCAUUGUCAAGCGGGAAUGUCCAGAAGCGUAUCCGGGAUCAUAUCUUAUAUGAUAUCUGUUUUCAAAUUAGACUAUCAAACUGCCCUAAAAGUGAUAAGAGAAAAUCAUCCCAUGAGUUUUCCGAAUCCAGGAUUUGGAAAACAGUUGGGUAGUUGGGAGCAACAUACAAAACCAUCAUGGACAGCCACACCAGCAUAUAUCUAUCACAGAGAUAAGAUUUUGGACCAGGCAAACACAACCCAAUUUUCUACAAUAACAAAGAUAUUGAAGGGCAGAAAAUGAAUAUGGCUGUUGGCCAUACCCUAGAAAACUAUAUGUUUUGGGUUGUGUGAGACACUGAUAGAGAGUUUGUAUAGUAUAGUGAAUUCAGGCACUGUUUGUUAAAUUGUUGUAUUUUUGUAUUAUUGUUGUUCUUGUUUUUGGCGAAUUUUGCUAUCCAUAGAA